This is a messenger RNA of Serinus canaria (Common canary), 3286 nucleotides long. RefSeq names its product brain enriched guanylate kinase associated (gene BEGAIN). The transcript has 9 exons. Gene Ontology annotation, cellular component: synapse. NCBI's taxonomy places the organism in Eukaryota, Metazoa, Chordata, Aves, Passeriformes, Fringillidae. The record is from RefSeq and is a predicted model, not a curated record. Bases 1 to 2715 code for a protein of 904 amino acids.
AUGAGCAGUUACUCAAAACGCUGCAGCUCCAGUGAGGACAGCUUUGAGUUACAGGGCAGCACAAGGUCAGAAGCUAAAAGCUUUGUUAAAAGCAAAAAUAAGGAUGAAGGCUAUCGACCCCAUCGAUCAAAGCACUGUCAGAAAGGGGGUGAAAAAACUCACGGACUGGAACACUCUUCCCUGUACCCUGCAGAAGUGGGAAACACAAGCCAAAAGCUCCAGAGGCAGAAGAAGACCCACAAGAAAAGCAGCUCCUCUACAUCUGACUUGAGCUUGGUGAGUCAAGGAUCAUCAAGUUCAUUGUCUGUUGUGGAAGAAAAAAUUGAAGCUAAACUCAAAUUCUCUCAAUUUAUUAAUGAAGUUACUUUCAGAGUGCUUGAUCCCAUGAGCCUGAGGGCAUACCGAGCGGCUAAACUGAAAAAUACCUUUCCAUCCAGCGUGAGAAGCCUAGAUGAUUUUCAAAUUAAGAUAAAGUCUCCUGAAAACUGGAAAGAAAACAUUCUAGAUGGGAAGACCCAUGAAGAAGCAGACCUAGAGACUCUGAGAGGUGACGACAUCGUGGCUGGAGCACGACCACACAAAUUAGAGAAAUCGUUGUCCCUGGAUACAAGUCCCUCUCUCAGGUCAUUUGAUAAUGGUGUCUCAUGCAGGACAAGACCUGGCUUGCCAGUAGAAAUUAUGAUUUCUCAAAGCAAAGGAAUGCCAGCCACAAAAUCUGCAUCUCUUCCUAGAAGUACAAGCAUGGCCUCUGCGGCAGAAAUGGAGAAAAUAAGGGUACGAAAUUCCUGGGUGCCAACCUGCCUAUGGCAACCUAGAAUUCUCCAGGGCAGGCUCGCAAAAUCUUCACCUACUCUCUGGGACAGUACUUUGCAAGAACAGAAGGGGGAAUUACGAAAGCGCCUAUCGUACACUACCCAUAAGCUGGAAAUGCUUGAAACAGAGUUUGACUCUACACGUCAGUAUCUUGAAAUAGAAUUGAGACGUGCUCAGGAGGAACUUGAAAAAGUAACUGAAAAACUGAGAAGGCAGGUGAUUACUCCCCUGAAGACAUAUCAUAAUGGAAGCCAAAAAUAUUUUACGAGGAUACAAAACAAUUACCUAGCCUUACAAAGAAUUAAUCAGGAUCUGGAGGAUAAACUUUACAGAAUGGGUCAACAUUACGAAGAGGAAAAACGGGCUUUGAGCCAUGAAAUAAUUGCACUCAAUAAUCACUUAAUAGAAGCCAAGGUGACAAUAGAUAAGUUGUCAGAAGACAAUGAGCUCUACAGGAAGGACUGCAAUUUGGCUGCUCAGCUUCUCCAGUGCAGCAAGAACUAUGACAGGGCACAUAAACUUUCAGAGUUGCCAACUGACUUUCAGGAGAGGGUCAGCAUCCACCUGGAAAAACAUGGGUGCAGCCUUUCUGUCCCCUUGUGCCACACCUCUUACGCCGAUACCAUUCCCACCUGCGUCAUCGCCAAAGUACUGGAGAAACCCGACCCACACAGCUUGUCCUCACACCUGUCAAGCCCAUCCACCAGGGAUCUCAAUUUCCAGGACUCUGCUGGAAAAGUCGGACAGAGACCCCAGUACAAGUCUGACAUCUACUGCAGUGACACGGCCCUUUACUGCCCCGAGGAGAGGAGGAGGGAGAGGCGGCCGAGUGUGGACACGCAGGUGAAAGACGUGGGGUUCUUGCGCUCCCAAAACUCCACGGACAGCACUGUGGAAGAGGAUGGUUUCCACUCCAGCUUCUCCCACGAAGCCUUCCCAGAGUACAUCACCUCUCUGCCAACCUCCAGCUCCUACUCCAGCUUCAGCGUCACGUCUGAGGAGAAGGAGAACGCCCAAGCCAACACGCUGACAGCCUCCCAGCAGGCCAUCUACAUGAGCAACCGCGAGGAGCUGUUUGAGAGGAAGUCGCCCGCGGGUUACGAGCCCCAGGGGAGCCCCAGGUUCGCCAAGCCCAAACCCGCGCAGCACGCCGAGCUCGCUGACGACAACGAGAACUCGCCCGCUUUUACCAGGACUCUGCCUCCAUAUGCAAACGAACCUUUUCAUUUCUCAGCCAUAACACCCCAGCAGGCUCUGGCAAACCAGAAAAUGAGGAAUGAGUGCAGGAGCACCCACCUUUCAGAAGAAGACUUGCCAGGGCGGUGGAGGCAGCUGAGCGUGGAGGACAUUGGAGCGUACUCCUACAGGAACGCUGGCCGGCUGUCGCCCUGCAGUUUCUCAGAGCAGUACUACAGCAGCCCCAUCAAGAAAGGGGACAGUCGAACAAGCCCCAUCUAUGCUAGUUACAAAGCAGACAGCUGCUCGGAGGGAGAUGACAUCUGCCAAAGCAGACUUGUGGAUUCUUGCUUCCUGAGAACAGACAGUGGCCUGAACAUUGACAUCAGCACGAGCUGUAAACAGGACAAAUUGCCCACUUACAAAACAAAAGAAUCGAGAGACCAAAAAAACGAAAGGAUCACUGUCCAGUUAUGCAGUAGCAAAAACAUCGAGAAUAGCCCGGUAUUGAAAAGAGAAUACGUGGACGUGAGCCCCAACAGCUCAGCAGAGUCACUCAAUCAGAGCUCAGUGGAGGCUCCAGAAAUCCACCAGUCUUCCAUGGAUCAAGGAAGCCAUGCGGGUGUUCACGGCAAGCAGCCGCAGUUCCAGCGGACGGGGAGCACUGGCCUGAGUCGGAAGGACAGCCUUACAAAAGCACAGUUAUACGGAACCCUUCUGAACUAGGCUCCCCCCCACGUGGCAAUAAGGCAGCAAACAAAAGGAAGGACAGAGCAUUUGAUACUCCUAGUGAACAAUAGGGUUCCAAGAAACAGGAUUAUUAUGGAAUAUAUAUUCAUAACGGUACUAUAUGUUUAAAACAAAAUCUCUUCAAAAACGUUAUACAGCACUUUUCACUUGACGUCCUUUCCACAUGGGAGACUGCCCCCUCCCCUCUUUUAUAAACCUGAAAUAUUUUUAUAAACAAAAAUGUAUUUAUUAGACUAUCCUAAGCUAUUUGAGCAGAAUUCUUUUCCCUUCAAGCAGGUUUCUUAUUUAUUUUUGUGCAUGAGGCCAUCUGUGCCUAAAUUCUUGGAGGAAAAGGGUAAAAUCAUGAUGACAGUGACAAAAAAAUAAACCCACCUGACAAAAUACCAUAAAAUGUCAUGUGAAAUCAAAAAAAAAACAAGAAUGGUGAAUUUCAAGAAGUAUAUUUUUUAACAAGAAUGGAAUUGUAUCUUAAGUUAUUUCAUACAAAUGUAUUUAUGAGUGACUAAUGUAUGCACAAAGUGAUACUAAUAUUUUGUUCUUUUAAUCC